Molecule: messenger RNA, 183 nt
Organism: Sphenostylis stenocarpa
Lineage: Eukaryota; Viridiplantae; Streptophyta; Magnoliopsida; Fabales; Fabaceae
Source: the annotation of a GenBank genome assembly
AUGUCGAUCUGGGAAUGGCGCUUCCAUUGGGACGGGACCUUGUUUUCAUCAUGUGCAUCGAAGAAUAGUGAACUGCAGUUUUUUGUCCCAUUGGACAAUCAUUUCAUUAUGGAAGUGUGGUAUAGGUUUCAAAAUGUUGGGGAGGGAUGUAUGGAUGAGGUGAAUGAUGUUGGGAUUAUUGUU